Messenger RNA from Mercenaria mercenaria, 8162 nucleotides. Its product is annotated as NAD(+) hydrolase sarm1-like. Gene Ontology annotation, molecular function: protein binding; signaling adaptor activity; NAD+ nucleosidase activity. NCBI's taxonomy places the organism in Eukaryota, Metazoa, Mollusca, Bivalvia, Venerida, Veneridae. The transcript has 10 exons. Gene Ontology annotation, cellular component: dendrite. Gene Ontology annotation, biological process: negative regulation of MyD88-independent toll-like receptor signaling pathway; signal transduction; response to axon injury. The coding region runs from base 136 to 2943 and encodes 935 amino acids. The record is from RefSeq and is a predicted model, not a curated record.
GUAAACAAACUUUAGCUAUUGAAGUUUAGUCAGUGAACUUGAAUACUUUAGGCAAAAAAUAUGUCUCAUGGACCACUUAAGUCAACAGGAAUCAUUUUGUUGUGAUUAUUAGUGAACUGUUGAGUGUUUAUAAAUAUGUCAGGAUAUUUUACAUAUGAUGAAGUAACAAUAGUUGUAAAGAUGGCAGAAGCAAAUGUUAAUGAUUCAAAUGUGGAUGGUGAAGAAGAAGUUCUGACUAAUGGUUUAGAUGAUGAGAGUGAAGAAUCAUUUAAAAUUGACAGGUUUGAUUCUUCAGCUGUCCCUCAUAGAUCCAUGUCCGAUGCCGAACUUACCGAAAGAGAUAUACAUCGUGUUAUGUUAGGAAACGCAAUGUCAUUUGAAAGCUUUGAUGAUGUAGAUGAUGAACCACCGUUGUCCGGAAAACGUGUGUCUGAAAGUUCAAGAGUUUACUUUGAUUUGUCCAACAUUGACUCAGAAACAGAGAGCAUCAGCACUGCGUCAAGUGCAAUGAAAGAUGUCCGCUAUAAGUUGCGUAUGAACCAAGCAUUACAAACUAUACCACAGAAAGAAGUCCUUGUUACGAAAAAGACAACUAAAGUUUCAUACAGCUCUAUGAGCUCUAGAUCAUAUUCAGCAGAUGCACUUGAUGAUAUCGAUGAAAGUGGUGAUUCUGUUGAACCGGAAUUUGCACCGGAAUAUGUUGACGUUCUGCAUAAUGAGAAAGUUGCUUCUAGUUUUUAUAGUAAAUAUCCGUUACUUGUAAGCCAAAGUCCAGGAGCAUCUGACAGCCAUGCUGCGUGGCAGAACAAAAAUAACCUCAAACUGAAAUAUCAGCAGUUUUGUGCUUCUCUUGAGAGAGACAUUUCUGAACUGAAAAGAGCAACUGGAAGUGACGAAAUUAAACCUUUGAAGAGUAUUCUUGAGGCCAUGACUGAUGCAUGGAACUUUCCCGUAUAUGGGAGAGACUUGGCUUGUGGCCUAUGUGAUAUAAUAAGAAAUGAAAGUGUACUUAGUCUGCUGGUUAAGAACUGUGACAAUGAAAAUCACGAUGUCCUUCUGGCCUCAUCUACUUUAUUAGAACAAGUUAUGUCCUUGAGAAACAGAGAGACAGUCACAAAAGAAGGUUUGGAGAAAGUCGUAAAAAUGAGCCAGAGAGCUAUCGGAGUUCAAAGUUUGGCUUUAAGUACUGUUGGUAUUUUGGAAAAUUUGUUUAAAGUUAGCGGAGAAAUCUCAACCUCAGUGAUUCAGCAUGGUGGUUUAGAUUCAGUUUUGUACUGGUGUCGUAGCAACGAUACAAAGAUUUUACGGAAGUGUGCAAAAGCAUUGUCAAACUUGUCCCUGUUUGGUGGACCAGAUAAUCAAGAAAUCAUGACUCAGCAGAAAGUUCCGGAAUGGUUGUUUCCCCUUGCGUUUUCUGAAGACAAGCACGUGAAAUAUUACGCGUGUUUGUCCAUCGCAGUUCUUGUCGCAAAUAAGGAAUUAGAAGCUCAAGUUAUUAAAUCAGGGACUCUAGAUCUUGUGAUACCGUUUGUAUCAGCUGUAAAACCAGAAGAGUUUGCAAAAAGUGAUUAUGCUCAUAGACAGGGUCGCGACUCUGUAUGGUUGGAAAGGUUGAAACCAUUAUUGUGCAGCAGACGGCCAGAAGCCCAGGCAUUGGCUGCAUUCCAUUUUGCUAUGGAAGCUGCUAUAAAAUCAGAACAAGGCAAAAACGAGAUUUUUUAUGACAUUGGUGUGAUAGAGCCACUGAGGAAAGUUGCGAGCAGCCCAAAUGCUGUAGCAUCACGUCUUGCAAGAGAAGCGUUACAAACAAUAGGGGAGGAAACUCCACACAAACUUUCGCAACAAGUACCACUGUGGACAACUGAAGAUGUGUCUCACUGGGUAUCAGAGAUUGGGUUUAAGGAGUAUGCACCCAUGUUUGAGGAUUGUAAGAUAGAUGGUGACCUUUUGCUACAGAUGGAUGAAAAUGACAUGAUAGAAAGUAUCCAGAUGAAACCUGGAAUGAUCAGAAGAAGGUUUCAACGAGAACUUGUCAAUUUGAAAGUAACUGCAGACUACUCGUCCUAUGAUCCUACAAAGAUUGAUCCAUGGCUGAUGAGUGUCCUUCCAGAACUAUCUCAGUACACAUAUGCCAUGCUGAGGAAUGGCAUGGAUCGAACAUUGUUGUCAACAACAACUGAAGACGAGUUAAAAGAUGUUUGCGGUGUCAAUAAUGGAAUUCACCGGAGAAUUAUUAUGCAGCAUUUAAAUGGGUUGGCUAUUGGAACAGAAAGUGAUAUCACUCCAGAUGCAAGUAGUUACCUGAGAAGUACUGGUGGACUUGUAACAAGAUCGAGUAUCGAUUGUGGUGCUAGCCUUGCAAUCUGUCCCCGACCAGUGGAUGUGUUCAUAAGUUACAGAAGAUCUACUGGAUCUCAGCUAGCUAGUUUGUUGAAGGUGCAUCUACAGCUGCGAGGAUUUUCAGUCUUCCUUGACAUUGAUCGACUGAGAGCAGGAAAGUUUGAUGAAAAUCUGCUCAUGAAUAUCAAACUAGCCAAACACUUUCUACUCGUAUUGACCACCAAUGCCUUGGACAGAUGCAUCGGGGAUAUGGACAGACAGGAUUGGGUACAUAAGGAGAUAGUAACAGCAUUGGAAAGCCAGUGUAACAUUAUACCGAUCCUCGAUAACUGUGAUUGGCCAGAACCCGAGCAGCUGCCAGAAGAUAUGCGACCAGUCUGCUAUUUUAACGGAAUCAGGUGGAUUCAUGAUUAUCAGGAUGCAUGUAUAGACAAACUGAACAAAUUCAUCUGCGGUCAAGCGCAAAUAGCACCAUCACAACCUUUGAGCUUACCGGGCCCAGAACCAGUUCAUGAUAAACAUGAGAAGAAAGAGGUGCGGGUAUGCAGUUUGGCUUCAGAGAAAGCCACAAAGAAGGAGAAACACACUGACAAGGUUGAGUAAUAAAGGGAGACAACUCCAAGCACAUAUUACCAAAAGUCAUGUUGUGUGAAGGGAGAUUACUCUAUAAACAUGUUACCAACAUUAUAUGGGUUAAGGGAGAUAACCUCAUAGACAUGUAUGAUCAACUUUUAAUAUUGUGUGAAGUGAACACUCUGUACACAUAUUAUAAACAUUUUUCAUAUAUUGUGUAGAGGGAUAUCACUCCAAGCACAUUUUAUCAACUUUAUUCGGUUUAUAGUGUAAAGGGAGGUAACUAUGCACACAGUAGCACGAGUAUAUGUAUUGAAUUAUUUUCGAAUUAAUGCACAGAUUGAGAUUGAACUUUGUUGUAGAAUUAAGAUGGAAUGACGACAGAAAUUAUUUCCUAAAAUUAUGUUUAUUUAAAUAUAUAGCAUUGUAAAAAUAAUUGAAAAUAUUCUUUAUUUCUGCUAAUUUAUAUUACUAUGGCAGGUUAAACUUUUGAUAUGUUUUGAAUAUUCAGUAUACAUCUGUGGAAUGAAUUGAAAAUGACAGUAAUUUAAAACAAAGUUCUAUCAUGAAAUUGUGCAUAAUUAUGUGAUGUGUUCAGGCAAUAAAAAACAGAUAUAUUUGUUACAUAUAUACACUGGUUUUAAAUAUAUAUAGAUAUCAUGUACAUUAUGGUAGUUCAUGCAUGCAUUUAUUACAUUUUAACUUGUAAAAGCUUCUCAUUGUGGUAAAAUAUUUGAAAAUGUUCAUUUACACAGAAAUCAAUAUGGAAUGUAUAUAUGACAAAGAAAUGAAAAGCAGCACUGAUUAUCUGCCAAAACCCCUGUAUAAUGUACGUUUAUGCUCAUUGUUGGUCUGUCAGUUGGUAUACCAUUUGGUUUCCAAUCAAUACCUAGAGAAUGUUUGGUCUCACAAUGGUCAAACUAAAUAAGAUGAUCGCUUUUGGUCAGUAGAUGUCCCCCUUUUCUUUUGUGUGUGUGGGGGGAGCAUGGGGGCAUCGGGUCAGUAUAUCAAAGGUCAAGGCCACAGUGACAUUGAGGUUUCUGCUCAACAAUUAAAGAACAUUUUAUGCCACUGUAGUCAAACUUGAUAGGGUGAUUGCUUUCCGUCAGUAGAUGUCUCCUUUUGUUCUUGGUGUCAGUAUGUCAAAGGCCAAGGUCACAGUUGCCCCAAAAAUGAAAGAGGGGGUUGGGGAGGGGCUUGUUUGUUUAUCAUUUCCAACAUGUUUCAGAGUAUGUAUUCACCAGCCUUAAAAAUCUGAGCCUUAGGCUUAGACUUUAAAAAGCUAAAUCUUCAUUUUACUCAAUGUAUCUUAAACAGAAUUAUGUAUUAACGAAAAUUUGCAUGAUCAUGCAUUCUGCAGCUAUAGACAAGUCGGCAAAAUUUCAUUAAUAUUAUAAAUUUACACUCAUUUAAGUUACAGAAAGUUUAAUAUUUGCUGUUUUUAAGUCUUCUGUACCAUACAUUAAUACUCUAAAAAUUACAUAUUCCAUUAAAUUUAUAUUAAGGACUUGUUUCACACAAUAAAAGCUUUAUACAAAUUCUGUUACAAAUUCAUUUGUUUUAUAUCCAUAGCGGUGCGCAUACAUGACAUUUUAUCAGAAAAUUUUUAUUGUUAAAUUUGAUGUUGAGAAUGAUAUUUGUUAGUUUUAUUGUACAUAAAAUAUUUGAGCAUUUAAAUCACCCAAGAUAGUCAUAUAUUGUAUAUUUAAAAUGCUACAUGCUGCUAGAUAGUAUAUUUUAUAGGGCCAUUGUGGAAUUCAUGUUCACUAACAUUAAAUUCGCUAACAAUUUAAAAAGCCAGUUCUGUCCUUUUGAAGUAUAUUCCAUGUAUUUUAAAUUACAGCAUUUUUAUAUAAAACUGUUAAAAUUCUGGUUAUUAUUUAAAGAUACAUUUAAAAAUUAACAAAUAUAGCAUUUAUAUGAUAUUGAACUACGUGAGGAAAAAAUUGUUAACUAUGGUCACCAUUUUUGUUUGAGCUUUUUAAUGCGUUAUGAUUUAUAUAUAUUUGAACAGGAUGAAAGCACAAGAAGUGAGUUGGGAAAGGAAAUGAGGCGACUCUGGCUUGAUCAGUUGCAUGCAUAAUAUUAAGUGACAGUUUGCGAUGUCUGUAUGAUUGUGUAAAUUUUGUAAACCUUUUUGGUAUUGUUUACCUGUUAAAUAACAUAGCUGGUAAGAGAACACAGCUUUUGGUACCAACCGGGAGCCGUAACCACAUUUGGAGAAUACCUGAUUGAGCAGAAAUUGCCAGUUGUCAGUACAAGUUAAAUACCUUAUGUUAAGGUGGUUCUGCACGUUUGUUAAACCAGAAGUAACAAAAUAAUGCUGUUUAUCCACAAACUGUAGAAUAAAGCCUGGGCUCUGCGUCCAGAAAUGAAAAGCAGUUUAUGAAAAAAAAUGGCAACUUUGAAUUUAUUAAAAUGGCAACUUUACUAUCUUCUUAAAGAUAAAAUAUGAUAUUAAAAAGUUUGACUUGUUAAAAAGUUCCAGAUUGUGUUUAUAGCAAUGAGCCUGAAAUGUGCGGAUCACUGUAAUCAUAGGCAAAUAUCUCAUUGAAAAACAUGCAGACCUAUACAUUUUAUUUCAUCAUAUAUAGUAAAUCAUAUAUGUAUUAUGACUGUGAGAAGUUUCAUUAAUAUCUACAUUGUAGAAAAAUUUUUAAGCGCAAAAAUGUUAUCGAAAUUUUGAUUUACCCAUAGACUAUUAUGAAAACUUGUAAUAGGGUCAAAUGUUUCAAAUCAGGCUAACAAAAAGCCAAGCUGUUUUAUUUGCAAAGUUUUCCAAGACUUAGUAUGCUUUCUUAAGUUUUGAAAUAUCAGGGUUUAUAUAAAUUUUACAUUGUAGAAAAUGUUUUUACUGGAACAUGCAGAACUACCUUAAUAAACUGGUCAGAGAUACCAGCAAUGAAGUAAUGCACAAAGGAGCACCUGGUGUUUCCUCCAUUAUUUAAAGCUUGGAAAGUUGCCUUAAUCGAGUCAGUGUGACUUAAGAAUGACUGAACAUUAUUAGGUCUGCAGAAAAAAGAUGUUGUUAUUGUUGUUGGAUCCUUAUAUUGUUUUUGAAUAGUUUUCCAGUUCUGUCCCUACCUCAUUACACAGUGAUCAGCACUAUAUAGUUUUGGUCAGUAGUCCAUUUCUCAUUGGGGAGGAGACAUGGCUGUAAAUUACCCUCAGAAUUAUUUUUGUAUGUUGUUAAAGGACAGUGAGAAUGAGCUACUAUUGGGUAAAAGUCACAAUCAAAUACUAACACUUUUGAAAUAUAGGGUUAUAUGGCACAAAAAUAAACAAAGAAGUAAGUCACAUUUGAAUGUGAGACUUUUAUGUGUUUGAGCAAACAACCAGAACAGAUGUGCAAGUAUAUCCAUAAGAACCAGUAUGUGUAAAUCUGGCUUCAGUUUUAUAAACUUGAGUUUGUAGACCAGUCUAAGAAUUCAAGCUUGCCAUUGGUCAAUGUCCAAUUUGUACUCAGAAACAACCAAUCAAAUACCAGACUUUAGAGACUGGUCUACAAACUUAUUUUAACCUUGGACCCAGAUUGUCUGAUAUAACAUUUAUUGCACCGAGUUCUGUCCUCAAAUAUGCGUUUGUCAUGUAAGCCAGUGUUUGAAAGUGUCGAGAUAGUUUUAAAUAUUUCUUUCUAAUUAAGAGCCAGUAUGAAGAUGAUAACAUUUAUUUCAUGUAAUCAACUUGCACUAAAAGCUAAAUUGUGUGGCUCUGACUUAAACAAACGACCAAACACACGGAUGUGUUGAAAGAUUAGAACUUUAUGGAGUAAUAUAUUGAUGUAUAUUCUAACAAUAUGUUACUUCUAAUACUACUUUUAGUUUUGAUAUGAAUGGUAUGUUGUUAUGUUCAUAGAAUGACAACAUAAUUUUUACUAUAAAAGGAAAGACUGAAGCCUUUGAAAUUUGGUCACUUGCUUUGAUUGAGUUUUUUGUCUACUUAAAGGCAAACCAAAGAUUUAAUAAAACCUUGCCUUCUUUAAAUGUUAGUCAUACUACAAAAUUCUUUUGUGUGUAUCACUUUAAUAACAUUUGAGCCGCACCAUGAGAAAACCAACAUGGUGCGUUUGCGACAAGCAUGGAUCCAGACCAGCCUGCGCAUUCGCACAGUCUGGUCAGGAUCCAUACUGUUCGCUUUCAAAGCCUAUUGCAACUAGAGAAACUGUUAGCGAACAGCAUGGAUCCUGACCAGACUGCACAGAUGCGCAGGCUGGUCUGGAUCCAUGCUGGUCGCAAACGCACUAUGUUGGUUUUCUCAUGGCGCGGCUAAUUUGUUUUUGUUAGUUUUUCAUCUAUAUUAAUGUAUACCAGCUAUGUUUAAUCAGUGAUUAUUGCAAGUUAUUUAAAAUGAUUGCAGUUCCUGAAAGUCAUUUUCCUGCUGUAUUUAUUUGCUUUAGGUAGUCUGUCUAUUAUUAUUUUUGUUGCCAAGCAACCUUUCUUUGUACACAUGUUUCAGUUCUUGCUAAGCUAUGUAAAUAAAAAAAUAAUCAGUGCAUGUGCAUAAUAAAAGGCCACAAUUACUUUUCAGUUUAGCCACAAUACAUUAAGUUCAUAUUGCAAAGCCUUGUUUACUUUUUAGCUUAGCCAUGGUAUAUUAUGUUCAUGUUGCAAAGACGUUAUUCUUUUCAAUUUAGUCACAAUUUAUUAUGUUCAUAUUGGUAAAGCCUUGUUUACAUUUCAGUUUAGUUAGAAUAUUAUGAUGUUCAUACUGCAAAGCGUUGGUUACUUCUCAAUUCAUUUACAAUAUACAUGUACUAGUAUUAUGUUCAUAUUGAAAAGCCUUGUUUAUGUUUCAGUUUAGUUGAAAUAUUAUUAUGUUCAUAUUGGGAAGCCUGGUUUACUUUUCAGUUUAGCCACAAAAUAUUAUGUUACAAAAUAUCAUGUUUAUAUUGGGAAGCCUUUAUUCUUUUCAGUUGAGAUACAAUUUAUAAAGUUCAUAUUGCAAAGCCUUGAUUACUUCUCAUAUUAGAUGUAAUAAGUUGAUUACCUAUGUUCAUUUUGAAAAAAAUCCUGCUUAUAUCUUUUCAUUUAGCAACCAUACAUUAUUUUCUGUUAAUAAAUAAGCAGAUUUUAUUAUGUUCAUAUGCCUUAAUAAAUUCAAUAAAGCCAGUUUUGGCUUUUUUGGCUUUUUAAUUAGGUUUUCAGCCACUUUAAUUGUGUACAUGUAAUUUUGUUUCUUAUAUAUCCAGACAUUCUAUCUUAUAUAUAACAGAGCUUACUUUAAUUAGGGCUGUAUUUGUAGUGUUUUGA